ACACAUUCUCUAUGUUCUUCGAACUCUUCAAGUCACACUCUGCUUUCGUAGGUCAACCCUCCUUGGCAAGGUGCUACGUGUUGAUAUUAACGACAAUGAUGAUGGUGCACCAUACAGCGUCCCUUCAGACAACCCAUUUCUGGGAGAGAAGGGGAGCCUCCCAGAGAUUUAUGCUUAUGGCGUGCGCAACAUGUGGCGUUGCUCUAUUGACCGCGGAGACCCGAAAACAGGCUUUGGCCGAGGCAGGAUGUUUUGUGGCGAUGUCGGCCAGAACAAAUAUGAAGAAAUCGACCUCAUUCUCAAAGGAGGCAAUUAUGGAUGGAGGGCAAAAGAAGGCUUCAGCUGCUACGAUCGCAAACUCUGUCGUAACUCAUCGCUAGAUGACAUCUUGCCCAUCUUUGCCUACCCCCAUAAAUUGGGCAAAUCAGUGACGGGGGGUUACAUCUACAGAGGUUGCCAGAUGCCCAACCUGAAUGGACUCUACAUCUUUGGAGACUUCAUGAGCGGGCGCCUGAUGUCCUUGAAGGAGAAUGUGAUGACAGGUGAAUGGCAGUACAAUGAAAUUUGUAUGGGAAGAGACCAGACCUGCAGAUUCCCCAAACUCAUCAACAGCUACUAUAAAUACAUCAUUUCAUUUGCAGAGGAUGAGGCAGGUGAAUUGUACUUUCUUGCCACCGGUGCCCCAAGUGCAACAGCCAGAGCAGGAAUUAUCUAUAAAAUAGUGGAUCCCUCCAAGCGAGCAGCUCCAGGUAGAUGUGCCAUCAAGCCCUCCCCAGUAAAGAUCAAGGGAAAACUUUUUCACUUCCAUCCUAAAGCAGAAUUUGUAAUCGAUAAGAAACCGACGACAACACCUGCGCCCACGACAACCAGAAGGAAAAUACCGCCAACAAGCAAAACAAUAAGAAAAACUCCAACACUGUCAUCAAGAACAAGAAAAGCCUCACCCCCACCACCAACAACUGCACCUAUGAGAAAAAAACAGACGCCUCCAGCAAGAAUAAGAACAACGCCAUCGACAAUGGCCCGCACCACCAUGAUCAAAGCUACACCCACCGGUUAUCGCUCGGCUGUCUACACUGCAGCCUCCUUUCGGACUCAAACCCCAACCACCACUUUGACAAGGAGACACAUGAGACCCCCACCACCCCACCCCACUCCCGCUUCCCGACCAUUAACCUUCCCACCACCUCCUCCUCCUCCUCCUCCUCCGUCCAAAAAGCAUACCUACAAGGCUGUGACCACUGCACGUUAUCCCGAGCAUCCAAGGAGGUGGACAACCCCGCGGCCAUCAUAUUGGAGCCCGAAGCCCACAUUUUAUAAGCCUCAGAGACCCGUGAUAAAUACCACUCCAACGAAAACACAGGAGGAGAAGCUCGGGUUAGGAGACAAGACGGACAAUACAGAGGGGGAUGAAGGUAACCAGGUGAAUAAGAGGCCCAGAGAAGGUGGCAGAGGUUACAGUUACAAAAGAGUAAGAGGAGGUGGAAGGAUGCGCGUUGGCUCCGUUCGUCUGGUAAGUACGGAUGGUCUAUCGGACCGAGGUCGAGUUGAGAUCUUUAUCCGUGGAGAGUGGGGGACGGUGUGCGACGACCUUUUCACCACCAAGGCAGGGACAGUCGUGUGUCGACAGCUCGGCUUCAGGACGGCACUCGCGAUUUUGAAGAGGGCCGUUCUGGGCCAGGCGGAUCGCAGCGUCAGGAUCUACUUGGAUGACGUGGAGUGUGAGGGUGACGAGAGGUCGCUGCUUGAGUGCAAGCGAUCCAGAGUUGGGAAGCACAACUGUUCGCACGCAGAGGAUGUGGGGGUGAUCUGUGGUUAGCCUGAAUGCGGAGACCGGUGACGGGAGAAUAGCACUGUAGAUAUACUGGACUACAGCAGUUCCAAACUGCUUUGAAGCUGUCAGAUGAAUAUUACAUUUGUUCUUACAAGCAAUCCACAUUCUUGAAAGAGUCUUUUGAAGUAGUUGCAUACUUUACACCCCGUGUUGAAAACUGGCGGCACG
Hippocampus comes (tiger tail seahorse) is the source of this 2002-nucleotide messenger RNA. RefSeq names its product HHIP-like protein 1. NCBI's taxonomy places the organism in Eukaryota, Metazoa, Chordata, Actinopteri, Syngnathiformes, Syngnathidae. Gene Ontology annotation, cellular component: membrane. The transcript is spliced from 9 exons. Bases 191 to 1819 code for a protein of 542 amino acids. The record is from RefSeq and is a predicted model, not a curated record.